Notothenia coriiceps (black rockcod) is the source of this 5714-nucleotide messenger RNA. It is a transcript of the gene hic1, whose product is annotated as hypermethylated in cancer 1. Gene Ontology annotation, biological process: regulation of transcription by RNA polymerase II. Bases 132 to 2354 code for a protein of 740 amino acids. The transcript has 2 exons. NCBI's taxonomy places the organism in Eukaryota, Metazoa, Chordata, Actinopteri, Perciformes, Nototheniidae. Gene Ontology annotation, cellular component: nucleus. Gene Ontology annotation, molecular function: DNA-binding transcription factor activity, RNA polymerase II-specific; protein binding. The record is from RefSeq and is a predicted model, not a curated record.
GACGCGCUCGGAAAACUGGCAUGGUUUUUUGGAGGCUGGCAGUUCAAAGCUGAAACGUCAGAUAUGACUCCUAGAGACUGCUGAGAUGAUCAUUAAGGGAGACUUAGAUCGGAUGGCAGAAGACAUCGGGCAUGCAGAUAUCUGUUGUUGCAGGUGGCGGACUGAAGACGAUGCUGGAUGCCAUGGAUGUUCCAAGUCAUGCUAGGGAUCUCCUCCUGCAGCUCAACAGCCAACGAACCAAAGGCUUCCUGUGCGAUGUUAUCAUUGUUGUGCAGAACGCCCUCUUCAGAGCUCACAAGAACAUUCUGGCUGCCAGCAGCCUCUACUUGAAAUCUUUGGUGGUCCAUGACAAUCUGAUCAACCUCGACCACGAGAUGGUGAGUCCAGGGGUCUUCAGGGUCAUUCUGGACUACAUCUACACAGGCCGCCUUAGUGAGGGAGACCCCACUUCUCCUACUGAACCCAAUCUAGGUGCUGUGUUGGCAGCAGCCAGCUACCUCCAGCUGCUUGACCUGGUGGCUUUGUGCAAAAAGAAGCUGAAAAGAAAUGGCAAGUACCCUCCCCGGCCUGGGCCUGCAUUUCUGCCUUACCCAAAGAUGGGCCCCAACAGUAUGGGUUUAGGGAGUGGUGGCAGGUAUAGGAUUUCCACUCCUGUCAUUCAGUCCUGCCCUCCAGGAGGAAUUUUGAAUAUCCAUGCAACGCGGGCAUCACCACCAGAAGAGCUAGUUCCCCAUCGGAUAGCCAUUCAUGCUGGGGAGCUGUAUGCUCCAACCUCCAUCCAAGGCUCUCAGGUGUUCCCGUCCCUGCAGUCAGCUCUGCCUGCCCAGCUGGGGCGCUCAGCCCACCCUGGAAGGAACUGCUCCCCAAACCACGGCCUUGAUCUCUCCAAGAAAAGCCCCAACUCCCAGUCUCAGCACACACCCUCUCAAUCCCAUUUGGCAAAUUCUCACAAUGAUGAGGAGCGAGACGGGAACCUGAGCGGUCGCACCAGUCCCAUGCAGGGGACAAACGGAAGGACUUUCCCCUCAGAAAAAAUGGAUUCAACUGACCAGGCAAGCUCUCUUACUCCUCCACCAUUCCCCCAUAUCAACCAGGCUCUGGGCCCCCACCUCCCCCACCUGCAUCGACACCAGGGCCGGGAUCGCUACCCAUGCCCCCCCAGCCCUGAUACCCCAACAGAAGGCGGAGAAGCAGGCAGAGAUAUGGGCAACAUCUACCGCUGGGUGAAACAUGAGCCACUUUCAUACACAGCAGAAGAUGAAGAUGAGGAUGAGGAUGAAGAGGAAGGGGGCGAAAAUGGAGACCGGCAUCAUAACCAUCACAAGGCCGGGGAGGAGAGUGAAGGAGCCGACGAUAAGAGCGGGUCAGGCACAGAGGAGACGGGCAGUAGUGAAGGCCGCCCAUCGCCUUCUGGACCAAUGGGGAGGUUCCACAUGCCAUAUGAGCCAGAGAGCUUUGGGGACAAUCUGUACGUCUGCAUUCCCUGUGACAAAGGCUUCCCGAGCUCAGAGCAGCUCAAUGCACACGUGGAGACACACACGGAAGAAGAGCAGUACUGCAACUCAGGUGGGGAGAUGGGAAACGGCAAUAACGGCCCCAAAAACAUGAGCAGUAAUACAAACGGUUAUGGGGGCCUGAACAGCAGCAACAGUCUCUCCCACCUGGAGUCCAAAUCCAGCCAAGCGCUGAGUUCAGGGGGGAUCGGGGAAAUGAUGCGACCCUACCGCUGUUCCUCCUGUGAGAAGUCCUACAAAGAUCCAGCCACUUUGCGGCAGCACGAAAAGACCCACUGGCUGACCCGGCCUUACCCCUGCAGCAUCUGCGGGAAGAAGUUUACGCAGCGCGGCACCAUGACGCGCCACAUGCGUAGCCACCUGGGCCUUAAACCUUUUGCCUGUGACUCCUGUGGCAUGCGCUUCACCCGCCAGUAUCGCCUCACUGAGCACAUGCGCAUCCACUCAGGGGAAAAGCCCUACGCAUGUCAGGUGUGCGGAGGAAAGUUUGCUCAGCAGCGCAACCUCAUCAGCCACAGCAAGAUGCACAGCAGCGGGGGGAGUGCAGGGGGCCUGACCACAGAUGGGAAACUGAAGCUGGACUUUUCUGAGGGCAUCUAUCCACUGAGUAAAUAUGCAGCAGAGCAUUUGGGCCUGAAGCAGGAGAAGGCCAAUGAGCUCCUAAUCCAAGCCCAGCAGCAACUGGUAGCUGAUGCAAAGGUCAUGGAGAGCCUCUACCCGCUGUCCAAACUGGCCGCAGAGCACCUCGGUAUCCCCCUCGACAAGAUGGAUGUCAUGGGCCAACCCCUCCUCCCUCCCCUCUCUGAUGGCCGCAUCAUUGACCGUUACUCACCCAGCUAAAAGCACAUGAGCUGUAUAAACAGCAGUCACCAAUAGGUCUGUGUGCACACACAAUUGCAGUAUUCUAAAGCCUUUCACCUCAACUCCAUAUCUCCUCUGCACCUCAGACUCAGGCCGAGAGGAAUUGGUCUGCUCAUGCACACCAAAAAGUGUAGACUGUAAGUGCCUUUAUAUGCAUCUAAUGUAUCUUAAAAUCCUCCUUCAUAAGGGAGCUCUGUGCUAUUCCGUGACCAAGAGACACUUAUUCAAAGAAGUACAGUAUUUAUGUACAGUGUAUGCAAACAAACAUUUCAGUCAUUGAGCCAAAGUGACAAUUUGAAAACCAAAAUGAAAUUGUUUUAUUUAUUUUUGUAUCAUGAUGAAAUCCAAACAGAAACUUUUGCAAGGAAGUGUUGCAAUAUGACCCUAAACCUGUGUAAUAUUUAGUAUCACCUGUGUACAAAAAAAGGAAAAAGCACAUAAGGACAAGAUUCAGUGUUUUGGUCGAGACCUGAGCAGAACUUUUGCAAAAUGAAUAAGCCAACUCAUGUGGACUUUAAAGUAAUGGGAGCAUAUAUGUUUUUUUUUCUUCUUCUGUUUUUGGGGCGACUGGACAAUUUAUGUAUUUCACUCUCCAGCUUAUCCAAAUCAUGUUCCUGCCCCUAAAGUCACAAGGAAAUGACUGAACGAUAAGAGCAGUUGCCUCAGCAUUUUAGUAAAGUCUCAUCAGUUUUAUUUUCUCCACUUUUUUAGUGUAACCCGCUCUCCCACAUAUCUUUGUGGAUUAAGACUCACACUAUGUGACAGUAAUGGUAGCUUAAUCAGCCUUACACUCAGCGGCCUACAGCUAAAACUUCCUUUGUAUUUUGCCUCACAUCCCUUGGCUUUCAGUUGUUGUUGAGAUGCAGUAAGCUCAGCCCUGUGAUCUCAUAACUCGGACAUGAUCGCACAUACCCAACUGCUGACACAUAAGUGCCUGUGAAGAGUGUAGCUGCAUCUCAUGGUGUAGACUAAGCAUGGGUGUUGCCUCUGACAUUUACAAUUAUGGAUGCAGCAAAGCAGAGAAGCAGGGACCAGGUCAAAAUUAACGGCACUGAAAUCUGUCAUUAACUGUCAAAAUCAAUUAUUCCAUUCACAGCAGCCUGAUGAAAAACUGCGUAGCGACACAAGUCAUAUGUCGCAUUGCUGCUCCACUCUCUGUAGUCUGAGGCCGGGAGCCCAGCUACUGUUGACAGGCCAAAGUGAGUGCUGCACUCAGCCCUGUGCCUUAAAAGUGUUCUGAUACGCUCACCACACGCCUCUUCCACACUCACACAGCGAGCUGCUAAUCUGUCUGUGAUACGAACAUAAGAAGGGGUUUGUGGGUCUUCCCUGGAAGCCAGCGGGUGAACAGCACAGCCCAGCUGCUGUGCCUCAGUAAUCCCCUUGAAAUCUCACUUUCUCCUGGACAAUUCCCACUGCUUGCCAGCAUGAUGUCCCAUUUCAUGCCUGCAAUCUUGCCCCUGUGAUCCACUCAUCAAAAUCAUAUUUAAGCCCAGCUAAUGUCUAAAGGCCUCGCCUCCUCCACGCUGGUCUUUUUUUAUACAUAUUUCAGUAUUGGCUGACCAGCGAUAACUCUGUCUUGAAAACAAAAAGCACUUAAAGGUUGUGGGUUGCCGGCACAUUUAUAAAAAAAUAUGUUUAUUCCAAAGAACAUUCUGGCAUUUUCUUUUUCCAUUUGUACUACUCCUUGAUUUAGAUUAGACAUGUCUGACCACUAUAGUGCCAAUGCCAACCUCAGUGGGUGAAUGUGAAGACUAAAGCCAUAAAUACACUGUGAUUGACGUGGUGAAUUUUAAAGGCUAAAAGAAAACAGACAAUUUGCCUGACCUUUUUAUUUUUUUUUUUUUUUUUAAAUGUAAUUAUAAUUUAAGGGCUUCUUCUCUGUAGAAUAUCAAAAUGUUGUUUUCUGUCACUUACUUUUCUUUAUUUGAUUUGAGCUAAAAGCAGCGCACGUGAAACUGGUGCUUACCUCAGGACUGAACCCAGCAUGGGGACGCAAAGCUUUUCUAAACCUUCAAACACACACACACACACACACACACACACACACACACACACACACACACACACACACACACACACACACACACACACACACACACACACACACACACACGCACACGCACACAAACACAAAUGAACAACCUUUUUCCCCUUAUUAACAGGGCAGUUGUCCUGUGUUAAACCUGUGGUUAUUUCUGUGUUUAUACAUUUCUUGUUACAGUUUUAUGAUCGGGAGAUAACAUGUGAUAUUAUUAACAAUUUUUUGUUUUUAUUUUUACUAUGCGGUAUACAUUUUCUAUUGUGUUUCCUCAAAGAGGCUUGUGCCGAUCUGACCAAUUCCAUUGUAAUAACAUAAGGUAAAGUCAGUUUGGCAGUUUGUUUAACUUUGUGAUUUUCUGAACCACACUUAAGAGAGCAAGGUGGUAUUCGUCUUUGUUUUCAACCACACACACAAGUAUAUGUGAUAAGUGUUUUGAAAAGUAUCAAAUAGAGAUGUAUUCUCAGUAAUUCCUCCAAGCAGUUAUUUUACAGUUAUAGUGAACACUAGCCACAUUAUUUGACCCCUUUCCUCCAGAGGUUAGUGAACAGUCAAUGAUGAGUGAGACUGAGGUUAUACAUCUACAAAAACAAACAGGAAGCCCGCUUGUUUUCUAUGAUCCUUCAAGUUUUGGGACUCUUUUGUUUAGCUCUGUACAUAAAACCAGAAUGUAGAGCUUUAAUGAAACAUUAUUAAAAAUGAGAACUUGCUUCACAAGCAUGUGCAAACGUGUGAAACAUUUAGAAAGAGGCGGAUGUCUGUCGUGGGAAUUUCAGUCCCUUCAGUCUUUCUCAUUCACUAGCUUAAAUGGAAAUCUGUCUCCUCCUUCUCCCUGCCUUACACCAUUAAAAUAACACAAUGUGUUUCCACUGUCACUCCAAAUCUGUGCAGGAGGGAAGAGCGAGAUAAUGGCUGAACAUUUCUGUAGGACGGGCAAGGAAAUUUGCUUAAUUGCAUUUACGUGUACGACAGAAAGAGGUGGAGGCUAUGUUCCUAUAGAAAGGGGAAGCAUUUGCUUGUCUGUUUGUAUGUCCCUAUGCCAUCGGUGCGUAUGAAGGUCUGUUAAUGCAUGUCCUGGGAAUAGGGUUGGUGUAAAGGAGAAAAGCUGAGGAGCAGGAAGUGAACUUUUGGCUGGCGUGUUGUGUUGAGGAGGAUGUGCCGUGUGUUUCUGCUCAGAGGCAGAUAGAGAGACGGAGAAUGGGGCGGGAGAGGAGCAGGGAGAGCGCAGCAGGGUGGACGCGAGCCAUUGUCUCAGUAUGAAAGCCUGUUCGUACUUCUAAAACUCUCCAUUCAGAAAA